GCAUUCGAGACUGAAAUGACGUGGCUCAGUACGAGUGUGACGUUUCUUUGAUGGUUGACGCCCUCCCGCAGGGCUUCCACGUACCCAAGCCAUCCCCGGACCUGUCUCACGUGUCGUACCGGCUUAGUCGGCACUCCGCCAACGUGAGCGCCAUGCCAUCGCCGUCUGGCGGCUACCCCGCCCUCUCCCACCCCCACACGGAGCACCAUCCCCACGACGCCGCCUUCAGGGCCGCUGCCGGGGACAGUGGUGUCAAUCUUGCGCCGCCGGACGGUCACUGGUCGAUAGAGGUGGACAUGGUGGUGUCUGCUCGGUUUCAGCACAGAGAUUUCGAAGAGGCAGGUACGACUGACACCAAGAUGGCACAGGCAGACACAAGGCUUGGCUUGUGUGUCACUGCUUGUGCGUGUGGAUGUCCAUGUGUGUGUGUGUGUGUGCAGUGGUGUUGGACAAGCGUCUGAAGCCGGGUCACCGCCACACGUACGAGUACUACGUGCACUACAAGAAGCACAACAGGCGGCUCGACACGUGGCUGACGGCGAAGCACAUCCGCCCGCGCCUUGGCUACCAGGGAACGCCUUCGGUGCGCACAGACGCCGACAGCGACCUGCCCGAGCCCGCCCGGCCUAACAAGAAGAAGAGCGAGAAGAAGCACAAUGGCAAGCGGAAGCUCGACGCACUCUCGGUACAGAGCGAUGGUGCCGAGAGCUCCGAGCACGAGGGCAUGGACCGGGCGGCGCUGCAGCAGCACGAGCAGGCCACUCGCGUCAAGACCAUCACCCGCAUCCAGUUCGGCAAGUACCUCAUGGACACCUGGUACUUCUCGCCCUUCCCGCCUGAGUACCAGAAGCCCCCCGCCAACCAUGGCAGCGGCCAGCAGCAACAGCAGCAGCAGCAGCAUGCCCAGCCUUGCCACCCCCACCACUCAGGGCAGUGUUGCGGCACUUCGUCGUCGAGUCCGUCGAAGUGCCGUCGCGUGUUGUCUGGUGACAUGGGGGGCCAUGAGGGGGAGCACACGUUGUAUUUCUGCGAGUUCUGCCUGAGCUUCUAUCGGUACCAGUCGGAGCUGCAGAGGCACUCACGGUACUGCUCGCUCAGGCACCCACCUGGCGACGAGAUCUAUCGCAAGGACAAGUGAGUCGGGCAGGCAGACCCACACAGACACAGACACACACGCAGUGGUCGACCGCCAUUCUCUCUCUCUCUCUCUCUCUGUGUGUGUGUGUGUGUGUCAGCUUGAGCGUGUUUGAGGUUGACGGCUACCUGGCUAAGGUGUAUUGCGAGAACCUCUGCUACCUGGCCAAGCUGUUCCUGGACCACAAGACGCUCCAGUACGACGUGGAGCCGUUCCUCUUCUACGUCCUCUGCGAGGUGAGCGAGGGACACAGCCCAGCCGCACGUGUGGCUGGCGCCUCAAUGAUGUCGGUUCUGUUAUCGUCCGUCCAUGGGUCCGCGUGAAUGAAUCGAUCAGUAUGAGGAGGGCGUGGGGUAUCACCUGGUGGGGUAUUUUUCAAAGGAGAAGCGCUCGGCACAGGACUACAAUGUCGCCUGUAUCCUCACGCUGCCCCAGGUACCACCACACACACACACACACACACGAAUGGAUGGAUGGAUGGAUGGAUGUGGAUGUGUGUGUGCAGCACCAGCGGAAGGGCUACGGGAAGUUCCUGAUCCAGUUCUCGUACGAGCUGAAUCUGCUCGAGAACAAGACGGGCAGCCCCGAGAAGCCCCUCAGUGACCUCGGCAAGGCGUCCUACAGGGCCUACUGGACGCAGGUGCUCCUGCCCAUCAUCGACAAGGCAGACAACAGCAUCUCUAUAGAGGUCGGUGGGCUUAGGUGGGCGGGGGGUGGUGGGAGGCGGCAGAGAGGGGUGGAUGUGAUUGGGUGUGUCGGUGGUCUGUGUGUGUGUACGUGUGUGUGAGUGCAGGAGUUGAGCAGGCAGACGGCCAUCAAGGCAGAGGACAUUGAGAAGACACUCAAGCAGAUAGGAGUGCUCAAGUGCGUGAGCUGAGCAAGACAGACAGGCAGACAGACAAGGGCAUGACCGCACUUACUUAGCUGUGUUGACUUGACGUACCCAUGAUCUAUGUAUUGUGCAGGUACUUCCAUGGCCAGUACAUCCUGACUCUAGGACCAGGCACCAUGGAGCGGCUCCUCAGGUACCUGAGGCAGGCACCACACCAUUCCAACCACAUGCUCACAUCUGAUCUGCCCACCUUCACUGUCCUGUCUGCCUGUGUGUAUUUCCUUGGUUGGUUGCUAACAGGGAGGCUGGGAAGCCCGGCGUGCCAGUGGACCGCUCCGCCCUGCACUGGACGCCCUGGUACUUCGCCCCGCCAAAGGAGAUCACCCCUGACGGCAACACACUCAGGCGGUCACCCUCGCCAUCUCCCAGCGGCGGCAAGGAGUGAACGGACUGGACGGAUGCUAAGUGGAAGACUGAAUGAGAGGAACCAAGGCUCUCAUCAAGGCAGCCAGCGUGCGGUCCAUGUAGAGGGAAGGAGGAGGCAGGGCGGGGCGGACGGCUGCCUUUUUGUGGCAGACACCUGUGUUGCGGUGGG
Molecule: messenger RNA, 2562 nt
Organism: Vitrella brassicaformis
Lineage: Eukaryota; Vitrellaceae
Source: the annotation of a GenBank genome assembly